AUGUUACCAGAUAAAAAUGAAACUUGCAAGGGAUCACUCCUUCAAUUUGAUCGACUAAAUGCAGACAUCAAAAGAGAUAACGAUCUCCUAUCUACGACAACAACAUCUUCGAGAGUACGUCGGGGAGCUUUAAAUUUCGUAGGGAAUGUGGCCAAUGCAUUAUUUGGGGUUCUUGAUGACGAAUAUGCCAACCACAUGUCUACUACGAUAAACACCAUAAAACAAGAUGAAGGUCACAUAGUUACCCUUAUUCGAAACCAGACAUCAAUAAUUGACGCUACUAUAAAUAUAAUCAAAGCAAAUGAGCAAGAGACAAGUUCUCGUUUUGAUGCAAUAAACGAAAACCUGAAACAAUUCGCAGGAAUCGUUAAUGACAUAAGACAACAAUACCACAACGAAAGAUUGCGUCAACUGUUCAAUUCAAUAGCACUGCAGCUUUUAUUGGUUUCUUCACAGUUUCAAAGAACACAAGCCUCGUUAAUAGACGUAAUGAUCGAUACUCAUCAUGGGAGGAUAAAUCCUCAGCUCAUUUCUCCUAUUCAAUUAAAGCAGGAGUUUACACGGAUAAAGGCAAACCUACCUUCCUCAGUCAGACUUCCAGUAUCUGCAGCGGAGGUCCCAAAACUUUAUCACCUAAUGAGCAUUCAUGGCAAGGCUCUGAAAGAACACAUCAUCUUUAAAAUCGAAUUACCACUACUAAGUCUUGAUGAAUUCGAGCUCUUCAAAGUAACUCCUGUUCCAGUUCUUGUCGGAAAGUCAUUCUUUGCCAUUCAACCUUCAACCGAGUACAUAAUGAUCAACUUGCAUCGUGACCAGUACUAUCCUCUUUCAACAUUAGAGUUUCACGGAUGCUUCUCUAUCACUGAAGAAAGACAUUUAUGCCAUAUGCAGCGUCCGAUCUACAGACGUGGAUCAGAAGUAAGCUCAUGCGAAAUCAAUUUCUUAAACCAUGUUCAGCAAUCUCCUGCCUGCAAAGUGGUAAAAGCCAACGAUGGCCCACACUGGGUCCAACUGCACAAUCCAAAUGAAUGGAUAUACGCGUUAAGAGUCAAAACCACAUUAAAUAUAGUAUGUAAUAGCACUUCAACACAAACUGUAUUAGAGGGCUCUGGAAUUCUACAAAUUCAACCCGACUGCGUUUUAAAAGAUGACUUCAUAACAUUGCGUGGGCACCUCAUACAAAGAACGAUCUCCAGAAUGUCGCUCUCUCCAGCAAUAAAUCUAUCUGAAUACUCCUUACCAGACGAUAUGAGAAAAAUCUCUUAUGGGGAUUUGCCGUACAAAAAGCAUUUAAAGGAAUUAAAUGCACUAAAGCAAGAACUCAUUAAUAUCACCAAAGUCUUGCCCUCUAUAACUCAUCAUAAUGAUGUGCACCAUUUCACGGUGGGCUACACCGGGUUGAUCACGUCCAUCAUAAUACUCAUCUGCUUGAUACGAUGGUCAUAUUGUCACUACCGCAAACGCAACAAUGUAGCUCCAAAUGCCAAAACAAACACCAGUACAACAUCCGCAAAAAUCCAGGGCGACUACCCAAAUCCAAGUACCAUAACCUUCGAGAUGAUGGGAUAG
Molecule: messenger RNA, 1569 nt
Organism: Episyrphus balteatus (marmalade hoverfly)
Lineage: Eukaryota; Metazoa; Arthropoda; Insecta; Diptera; Syrphidae
Exons: 1
Coding region: 1-1569 (522 amino acids)
Source: RefSeq, a predicted model, not a curated record